Colletotrichum chrysophilum is the source of this 1845-nucleotide messenger RNA. RefSeq lists its product as uncharacterized. NCBI's taxonomy places the organism in Eukaryota, Fungi, Ascomycota, Sordariomycetes, Glomerellales, Glomerellaceae. The record is from RefSeq and is a predicted model, not a curated record. Gene Ontology annotation, molecular function: RNA polymerase II transcription regulatory region sequence-specific DNA binding; DNA-binding transcription factor activity, RNA polymerase II-specific. The transcript has 3 exons. Gene Ontology annotation, cellular component: nucleus. Bases 1 to 1845 code for a protein of 614 amino acids. Gene Ontology annotation, biological process: regulation of transcription by RNA polymerase II.
AUGGAGGCGCCAUCACGAUACAGGGAGCCUGCUGGCCUUCCCAGCAUCCUUAUAGAUUCGAACCCCAGAUCCUCCGACCGAUCGGACCCGUUCAGCAUGUACUCGUCUUCUGUUGCCGUAUCCAUUCCUGGUUCAGACAGAGGAAUCAACGCGCCGCCCCCGUUACCUCCUCCACGAAUGCCUUUUGAAAGUCCUAUGCAUCCUCAACAGGAGCCCAGACAAUACCACCGCGACCCGUCAUCCUACAGCCCUAGGGAACACGGUGGCUACGAUAGCUUGAGCAGCUUCGAUGACAGGCCUCACUACAAGAGAGCAGGCUACAGGCACGAACGAGAUGAGGGUUAUGCCAGCAUGGGCUCGGCCUCGUCUAGAUCCGAAUGCUCAUUGCCAAGCAUUAGUGCUGGUUUCGGACUGCACCACAACAAGUUCCAGUUCCAGUCCGGCGCUGACGCCUUCACCGACAUGAAGAAGAAGCUCGACCCUUUAAAGACCUUUGAUAACAGGCCGAGCGUGUCUCUGUUGAGUGCCUCUAGCGCUUCUUCCACAGACCCCUUCUCGAGAAGAUUGUCCGGUGACCUGAGAUCUCCGCUUUCCAUGCCCUCCGCGACCCUGCCGUAUCACCUGAAGACAAACGUGCUGGAUUCGCCCGACAGUUACACCAACACUCCUCCUCAUUCUGCCGUCACGCCCUCACCAAGAAGCCAGCCUUUCCACUUGGGCCAAGAAUACUCGCCGCCUACCAGGUCAAGAAGGAACAACAGUGACGAUGCAUCUUCGCACAGUUACGAGGUGGAGGAUAUGGAGAUGGAGGAGACCAACUCAAUGAAAAGACUACGUAUCGAGGACCCAUUGCGAGCGCACUAUGAUGGUGCAGGAGUCAAGCGCCGCGCAUCGGCCGACCCCGACGACAGUGUGCCGAUUGGCUUCACGACCCAGGGCGAUUUGAUGCGUCGCCGCGAUGGUAACUCGAGAGGCUCCCCCACGCCCCGAUUGAGCGUCAUCCCGCAAGGGUCUGUAACCUCUGUGUCCUCCAGCGGGCGCGCCGGUUCCUACAGCUCCAAUUUGUCGCUGCUCACUGGCAGCAUCGCCAGCAUGGGUGCGUCUUCGUAUGGACGUGUAUCUCCCGGCGGUAUCUCACCUGGCGGCAUUUCACCAAACGGUACCGACCCUAGCUGCAGCUCGCCUUACAGUGCGUCCAUGUCACUGAACCCCUCACCUCGUGGCUCGUUGUCCCGUGCGCCUCACCAGCGAACCAUCAGCGAAAACAGGCCACUCGCUUCCCCGCGCAAGCUCGCCGAGGUUGGCAAGCCUGGCAGCGCCAAGAUCUCGGGCUUCUUCAUGUGCGACUGUUGUCCCAAGAAGCCAAAGAAGUUCGAGACGGCCGAAGAGCUACACGCACACGAGGCAGAGAAGCAGUACGAGUGCUCGUUCUGCGGCAACCGAUUCAAGAACAAGAAUGAAGCGGAACGCCACCAGAACAGUCUCCACGUACGCAGACACAGCUGGAGCUGCUCGGCUCUGCACAGUUACGACCGCGCUUUCCACGACAGCACCAACCGACCCGGAGAAGCUGACACUUGCGGCUACUGUGGAGAGGAAUUCCCGCGCAACGGCCGGGGACCUGGUGCGACGGCACCCCGUCAUGCCACGGACCAGGAUUGGGAGGAGCGUAUCCGCCACCUGCAAGAGGUUCACAAGUUCCGGGAGUGCAACGCCAGCAAGAAGUUCUUCCGCGCAGACCACUUCCGACAGCACCUCAAGCACAGCCACGCUGGAACCAGCGGAAAGUGGACCAACAUGUUGGAGAACGCCUGCAUGCUGGAUGAGGAUCCCACCCCCAGGUAG